AUGCAUGCAAGGAUCGAGGUUCUUCGCAAACUCAACUCAUUAGUGAAAAAUUGGGUGCGAAAGGUGUCGGAGUCUAAGCUUCCUGCUGAAAUGUGUGAAAAUGUUGGUGGGAAGUUAUUCACUUUUGGAUCUUAUAGAUUAGGAGUGCAUACACGAGGCGCUGAUAUUGAUACGCUUUGUGUAGCACCUAGGCAUGUUGACCGGUCGGAUUUCUUUGGCUCAUUCUACGACAUGCUCAAAGCAGAUGAUAAUGUUACUGAUCUACACGCCGUCGAAGAUGCAUUCGUCCCCGUCAUUAAGCUCAAAUACGCUGGCAUUGAGCUUGAUAUCCUUUUUGCGAGAUUAGCUUUAAAG
Molecule: messenger RNA, 354 nt
Organism: Ostertagia ostertagi
Lineage: Eukaryota; Metazoa; Nematoda; Chromadorea; Rhabditida; Trichostrongylidae
Source: the annotation of a GenBank genome assembly